Emiliania huxleyi CCMP1516 is the source of this 522-nucleotide messenger RNA. RefSeq lists its product as hypothetical. Lineage: Eukaryota; Haptophyta; Isochrysidales; Noelaerhabdaceae. Gene Ontology annotation, molecular function: oxidoreductase activity. The transcript has a single exon. The record is from RefSeq and is a predicted model, not a curated record. Bases 1 to 522 code for a protein of 173 amino acids.
AUGAAGUUCUUCGACGGCGUGCCGUUCUUCGGCCUCUGCAUCAACGCCGGCAUCGGCGGAGGGCGCUACCCGCUGGAGGAGUUCGACGUCGAGCGCUUCGACCAGAUGUUUCGCACGAACGUGCGCGGUGUCUUCCUCUGGCUCAGAGCCUCCCUUCCCGCGCUCAAGGCUGGCCGGCAGUCGCAGGUUGUCGUCACGUCCAGCGUGAUGGGCUCGCGGCCCAGCGCGCAGGCCGCGCCUUACUGCGCGACCAAGUACGCGGUCAACGGCCUCGUGCUCAGCCUGCGCGCCGAGCUCAAGGCAGGUGGCCACUCGCACGUCAAGUGCGGCCUCGUAUGCCCCGCGGGCGUCGCAACGCCGUGGUGGGAGGACGCGGCGCGCGGCUUUGCGGCGGCGGGCGCGCCGUCGGUCGACACGUCAAAGUUCCUCGCGCCGCGGGCGGUGGCGGACGCGUGCGUGGCGAUGCUCGAGCAGGACGCGAGCUCAAACGUGGAGAGCGUCAUGCUCGAUGCGACCGGGUGA